AUGACAAUGAUGAAACACUUACUAAUCAAAUACUUUCUUCUGUUGUAUUUUGUGGUCAGAGGCGAUGAGCGACUCACAAAAGGGGCAACAGGAUGCUCUGCUGCUAAAAGCACAAUCGACACAAUGAGACUAUCGGGAGUAUUUCCUAAGGACGACCACUUUCUCUAUGCAACUCUCAGUGGCGUUAGCGACUUUGGCACAAAAGAUGUCAUCUCGGGAGCCAAAGGAAUAUGGCAAACAACUGAUGCCAAUUUGAAGAAGGCAAUCGGAAUAAUGAACAGUCAAAACAAAGCACAGGAAAUUCAAGAUAAACUAUGUGUUGAUAUGUCCAAUGUAACUCUUGAUGAUAUGGAUAUUCCAAUGAAUAGUUUGGUAUGCGCUGCUUUAUUGGUGCUAGGAAAAAGUGGCGAAAUUCCAGUUCAGGGAAAAACAGACGAACAGGCUGAUUGGUGGAUUUCUGCCGCUGAUAUUGCAGAUGGAAGCUACAAAGAUACCUAUUUUAAACCAAUGGCGGACGAGUUUGAAAAAUCAGGAUCGAGUAAUGCGAAUGUGAAAUGUUUCGUCAGUUGCAGCAAAGUACCUCAAAAUAUAGUCUAUGUCAUAGAUGAAUCUUCAAGUAUAGACGAUUCAGAAUACGACAGUGAGAAAGAAGGACUGAAAAAGCUGUUGCAAUACCACAAAGAUUCCUACAACAGCAAUCAGACAUAUUUUGGGCUAAUUUGGUACUCCAAUUAUACCAACCAGUUGCUAACAAUGAGAACUGGAAGCAACCAAAGCUACGAUGACUUCAUAGAAAUACGUAUUAACAUCAGAGACCAGAACCACACCGGAGGAACGUUUACUUAUACUGACAGAGCUGUUAAAGAUGCUUGUGACACCAUUCAAAACGGGGUUAACAAUAGAUACAAUGACCCUAGCGUUCAGUCUUCAAUUGUAUUUCUGACAGAUGGAAAUUCGACGGAUCCAGGCAAAUUGCAAAAGGAAGUAGCAAAAAUGAAACAAUUGAAUAUAGAAACGUUUGCUAUUGGUCUAGCAAACAGAGCAGACGAAGCGGAGCUGCAGUUACUUGCCAGCAAACCUGAAAACUGGAGAAAGUACGCAAGUAUAGACGAUAUGAGCCAAGAUGGCGUUACUUUAGGAUACCUUGCCUGCGAAAUGAAAACAGGCAAAGCUAACCUUCCAAGUUGUCCAACGACAACAACAGCAUCAUCAUCAACUACUAAUGUAUCGACCACUGCAUCACCGAAUACAACGACUGCAGCCCAAACAUCACCGAAUACAACGACAAUAGCCCAAACAUCACCGAAUACAACGACAAUAGCCCAAACAUCACCGAAUACAACGACAAUAGCCCAAACAUCACCGAAUACAACGACAGUAGCCCCAACAUCACCAAGCACAACGACAGUAGCCCCAACAUCACCGAAGACAACGACAGUAGCCCCAACAUCACCAAGCACAACGACAGUAGCCCCAACAUCAACGAAGAAAACGACAGUAGCCCAAACAUCACCGAAGACAACGACAGUAGCCCCAACAUCACCGAAGACAACGACAGUAGCCCCAACAUCACCGAGCACAACGACAGUAGCCCCAACAUCACCGAAUACAACGACAGUAGCCCCAACAUCACCGAAUACAACGACAGUAGCCCCAACAUCACCGAAUACAACGACAGUAGCCCCAACAUCACCGAAUACAACGACAGUAGCCCCAACAUCACCAAAGACAACGACAGUAGCCCCAACAUCACCGAGCACAACGACAGUAGCCCCAACAUCACCGAAGACAACGACAGUAGCCCCAACAUCACCAAGCACAACGACUGUAGCCCCAACAUCACCGAAGACAACGACAGUAGCCCCAACAUCACCGAAGACAACGACAGUAGCCCCAACAUCACCGAAUACAACGACAGUAGCCAAAACAUCACCGAAUACAACGACAAUACACAACGACAGUAGCCCCAACAUCACCAAAGACAACGACAGUAGCCCCAACAUCACCGAAGACAACGACGGUAGCCCCAACAUCACUGAAUACAACGACAGUAGCCCCAACAUCACCGAAGACAACAACAGUAGCCCCAACAUCACCGAAUACAACGACAGUAGCCCCAACAUCACCGAAUACAACGACAGUAGCCCCAACAUCACCGAAUACAACGACAUUAGCCGCAACAUCACCGAAGACAACGACAGUAGCCCCAACAUCACCGAAUACAACGAUAGUAGCCCCAACAUCACCGAAUACAACGACAGUAGCCCCAACAUCACCGAAGACAACGACAGUAGCCCCAACAUCACCGAAUACAACGACAGUAGCCCCAACAUCACCGAAGACAACGACAGUAGCCCCAACAUCACCGAAUACAACGACAGUAGCCAAAACAUCACCGAAUACAACGACAAUAGCCCCAACAUCACCGAAUACAACGACAGUAGCUCCAAUAUUACCGAGCACAACGACAGUAGCCCCAACAUCACCAAAGACAACGACAGUAGCCCCAACAUCACCGAAGACAACGACGGUAGCCCCAACAUCACUGAAUACAACGACAGUAGCCCCAACAUCACCGAAGACAACAACAGUAGCCCCAACAUCACCGAAUACAACGACAGUAGCCCCAACAUCACCGAAUACAACGACAGUAGCCCCAACAUCACCGAAUACAACGACAUUAGCCCCAACAUCACCGAAGACAACGACAGUAGCCCCAACAUCACCGAAUACAACGAUAGUAGCCCCAACAUCACCGAAUACAACGACAGUAGCCCCAACAUCACCGAAGACAACGACAGUAGCCCCAACAUCACCGAAUACAACGACAGUAGCCCCAACAUCACCGAAGACAACGACAAUAGCCCCAUCAUCACCGAGCACAACGACAGUAGCCCCAACAUCAUCGAGCACAACGACAGUAGCCCCAACAUCACCGAAUACAACGACAGUAGCCAAAACACCACCGAAUACAACGACAAUAGCCCCAACAUCACCGAAUACAACGACAGUAACCCUAACAUCACCGAAGACAACGACAGUAGCCUCCACAUUACCGAAAACAACGACAGUAGCACCAACAUCACCGAACACAUUGACAGUAGCCCCAACAUCACCGAAGACAAUGACAGUAGCCCCAACAUCGCCGAAUACAACGACAGUAGCCACAACAUCACCGAAUACAACGACAGUAGCCCCAACAUCACCGAAUACAACGACAGUAGCCCCAACAUCACCGAAGACAACGACGGCAGCCCAAACAUCGCCGAUUACAACAACAGCAGCUUCAAUAUCACCGAAAACAACGACUGCUGCGCAAACAAUGCCGAUUACAACAACAGCAGCCCCAACAUCGCCAAAAACAACUGCAAUCCAAACAACGCCGAUUACAACAACAGGAGCUCCAACAUCACUGAAAACAACUACUGCAGCGCAAACAUCGCCGGUUACAACAACAUCACUUGCAAUAUCACCGAAAACAACUACUGCAGUGCAAACAUCGCUGAUUACAACAACACCAGCCCAAACAUCGCCAAAAACAACGACUGCAAUCCAAAUAACGCCGAUUACAACAACAUUAGCCCAAACAUCGCCAAAAACAAUAACUGCAGUCCAAACAACGCCGGUUACAACAACAGCAUAUCCAACAUCGCUAAAAACAACGGCUGCAGCCCAAACAUCACCGAAUACAGUAACUGCAGCCCCCGCAUCACCGAAUACAACAACAGUAGCACAAACAUUGCCAAAAACAACAUCAGUAGCCCAAAUAUCGCCAAAAACAACGACUGCAGCCCAAACAUUGCCGGUUACAACAACGGCAGCUUCAAUAUCACUGAAAACAACAACUCCGGCCCACACAUUGCCGAUUACAACAACAGCAGCUCAAACAUCACCAAAAACAUCCACAGUAGCCCAAACGUCGCAAAAAACAUUGACUGCAGCCCAAACAUCGCCGAUUACAACAACAGCAGCUCCAACAUCACCGAAAACAACAACUGUAGCGCAAACAUCGCCGGUUACAACAACAGCAGUUCAAAUAUCACCAAAAACAACCACAGUAGCCCAAACAACGCAAAACACUUUGACUGCAGCCCAAACAACGCCGAUUACAACAACAGCAGCUCCAACAUCACCGAAAACAACAACUGCAGCGCAAACAUCGCCAGUUACAACAACAUCAGCUUCAAGAUCACCGAAAACGACGACUGCAGUCCAAACAUCGCCGGUUACAACAACAGCAGCUUCAAUAUCACCGAAAACAACGACUGCUGCCCAAACAAUGCCGAUUACAACAACAGCAGCCCCAACAUCGCCGAAAACAAUGACAAUAUCCCAACCAUCGCCAAAAACAACGACUGCAACCCAAACAUCGCUGAUUACAACAACAGCGGCUCCAACGUCACCGAAAACAACGACUGCAGCCCAAACAUCGCCAAAAACAACAACACCUGGAGGGCCUGGAGCAACGACUGGCUCUGCCGUGCCAGCUACUGGAUCUAA
Symsagittifera roscoffensis is the source of this 4500-nucleotide messenger RNA. Its product is annotated as mucin-2-like. The transcript has 3 exons. The record is from RefSeq and is a predicted model, not a curated record. The coding region runs from base 1 to 4500 and encodes 1499 amino acids. NCBI's taxonomy places the organism in Eukaryota, Metazoa, Xenacoelomorpha, Acoela, Convolutidae.